AGGAAACCUUUAAUCUCUUUCUCCGCCGGAGAAAUGCAGCUUUCAGCGGCGGCGCCGGUAAUUUUAUCACUAUAUGUGUACGCCAUCUUACUCUUCUCCACGGCGCAUGCCUACAACAUCACCCAAAUUCUCGCCAAACACGACGACUUCUCCACCUUCAACCGCUACCUAACUCUAACGCAUCUGGCGGCGGAGAUCAACCGCCGCCAAACCAUCACGGUGCUAGUACUGAACAACGCCGCCAUGAACGACAUCCUCGAAAAUCACUACUCGCUCUACACCAUCAAAAACAUCCUCUCCUUCCACGUCCUCGCCGAUUACUUCGGCUCCAAGAAGCUCCACCACCUCAACAACGGCACCACUCUCACCGCCACCAUGUUCCAAGCCACCGGCGACGCUCCCGGAACCUCCGGCUACGUCAAUAUCACCGCUCUUAAGGGUGGAAAGGUGGGAUUCGCCUCCGAAGAUAAUACAGGCCGCUUUGCCUCAACUUUUGUGAAAUCUGUUCUGGAAAAGCCGUAUAAAAUUUCUGUCAUUCAAAUCAGCCGCUUCCUCUCCUCCCCCUACGCUGAGGCUCCGGCGUCGGGCCCCACCGACGUGAACAUUACCACGUUAAUGGCGAAACAAGGCUGCAAAGCGUUCGCCGACUUGUUGGAGAGCACCGGGGCUGACGGAACUUUCGCGUUGAACGUCGAGACCGGUUUAACCGUGUUUUGUCCGACCGAUAAGGUAAUCCAAGGUUUCAUGCCGAAGUACAAGAAUCUGAGCAAAGACGGGAAAAUGUCACUUCUAUUGUACCACGGCGUGCCGGUGUACCAUAAUCUAGGGAUGUUAAGGUCCAGUAACGGCGUUCUAAACACUCUAGCCACCGGCGGGUCCAACAAGUACGAUUUCACGGUGCAAAACAGCGGCGACGACGUGACGUUGGAGACCAAAGUGGUGACGGCGAAGAUCACCGGAACCAUGUACGAUGAGGAGCCGCUGUCGGUUUUCAAACUGGAUAAGGUUUUGUUGCCACGAGAGCUGUUUAAGGCGGCCAGCAAGUCCGGUAGCGAGUCAUACGGCGCUGCGCCGGGACCUAACUCCGACGACGGAGUUCCGUCGGACCAGGCCGCCGGUCAGCGCAACGGUGGCGUGAGGAGAAGUGGCGCGUGGUUGGUGGCAAUGAUUUUGACGUUUUUGUGUGCUUGUAUUUAAUUUGUUAAUUAAAAGAGCAUAGUGUCGCACGUUAGAUUAUCACUAUCAAUAUACCACGGAGUGCAUAUAGAAAUGAUUAUUGAUUAUACACAAACACAAAGAGCGAGAGAGGGGGGGUUGAGUGGAAUUAAUAGUGGCUUGCUUGUUAUUUAUGCUCAAGACAAUAAUUGCACCUUAAUUUCUUGUUGAAUUUGUAAUUACAUUUUGUGAAUGUAUGAAAUCUUU
Messenger RNA from Ipomoea triloba (trilobed morning glory), 1422 nucleotides. RefSeq names its product fasciclin-like arabinogalactan protein 2. The record is from RefSeq and is a predicted model, not a curated record. The transcript has 2 exons. NCBI's taxonomy places the organism in Eukaryota, Viridiplantae, Streptophyta, Magnoliopsida, Solanales, Convolvulaceae. Gene Ontology annotation, cellular component: plasma membrane. Bases 34 to 1197 code for a protein of 387 amino acids.